Trifolium pratense (red clover) is the source of this 986-nucleotide messenger RNA. Its product is annotated as kiwellin-like. The coding region runs from base 122 to 814 and encodes 230 amino acids. The transcript has a single exon. Lineage: Eukaryota; Viridiplantae; Streptophyta; Magnoliopsida; Fabales; Fabaceae. The record is from RefSeq and is a predicted model, not a curated record.
UACUUGUGCAUAGUUUUUUCUUAUUAAUAUUAUUUUUGCAGUAUUCAAAAACACUGUAUAAAACUGUAUAUAAAGGAUAUACAAAAAUAACAUUGCAACCACUCUCUCUACUCUAAUCAAAAUGAUUCACAUUUCAAAUGGUGUUUUUCUAGCUUCUGUUUUCCUUUUCAACAUCAUAAACAUCCCUUUUCUCAUAACAAAUGCUCAAUCGUCGUGCAACGGACCAUGCAACACCCUUGAUGAUUGUUCUGGUCAACUCAUUUGCAUCAACGACAAAUGUGAUGAUGAUCCCGAUGUUGGGACCCACAUUUGCACCAAUCCACCACCGCCAUCACCAAGUGGCGGCGGUGACUGUAAAUCUUCUGGAACCUUAAAAUGCAAAGGAAAAUCACACCCUCAAUUCAAGUGUUCUCCACCAAUUUCAUCCUCCACACAAGCAUUACUCACGUUGAACGACUUCAGUGAAGGCGGAGACGGAGGAAGUGCGUCUGAGUGCGACGAACAAUUCCAUAAAAACUCGGAAAGAGUGGUGGCUUUGUCCACUGGGUGGUACAACAAAGGGUCAAGAUGUGGAAAAAUUAUUAGAAUCAUGGCGAGGAACGGGAAGAGCGUGACGGCUAAAGUGGUGGACGAGUGUGAUUCGAUUAAUGGGUGUGAUGCCGAGCAUGCAGGUCAACCACCUUGUCGUAACAAUAUUGUGGAUGGAUCUGUAGCUGUGUGGAAUGCAUUAGGGUUGGAUACAGACGUGGGUGUAGAGAAAAUUACUUGGUCUAUGGUUGGAUCAAAUGAAGCUUAUGCAAUAUUUAAUGUCUAAUAUGAGCAAGCUAAUUAAGUUUAAUAAAGUUAAAUUAAGCUUGCUUAUGUUGUUUCUUCUAUUGUAAGUGCAAUAUAGAUUAUGGAUAUAUGGUCACUACUUGUGACCAUUCAAUUACGGUGGAUUGAAUUAAGUUCUCCUCUUAAAAAUUAUUUUAGAAUUAAGUUCUCUU